Messenger RNA from Letharia columbiana, 594 nucleotides. RefSeq lists its product as uncharacterized. The coding region runs from base 1 to 594 and encodes 197 amino acids. Gene Ontology annotation, biological process: proton transmembrane transport. The transcript is spliced from 4 exons. Gene Ontology annotation, molecular function: proton-transporting ATPase activity, rotational mechanism. Gene Ontology annotation, cellular component: proton-transporting V-type ATPase, V0 domain. NCBI's taxonomy places the organism in Eukaryota, Fungi, Ascomycota, Lecanoromycetes, Lecanorales, Parmeliaceae. The record is from RefSeq and is a predicted model, not a curated record.
AUGUCUUCAGAUCUUUGUCCCGUAUAUGCUGUUAGUACUCUGUCCGACCCUCAAGCCAGCCAAGCCCGGGCUCUGUUGGGAUUCCUUGCCAUCCAUGUAAGGUCGAAGACGGCGAAAGCUAACAUCUCACAACAGCCCUUUUUCGGUGCGAUGGGAUGCACCUCCGCCAUCGUCUUCACCUGCUUUGGCGCUGCCUACGGAACGGCUAAAUCCGGUGUCGGUAUCUCAGCAAUGGGUGUUCUACGACCUGAUCUGAUUGUCAAGAAUAUCGUCCCCGUUAUCAUGGCUGGUAUCAUCGGUAUCUACGGCCUCGUUGUAUCCGUCCUCAUCUCCGAUGGCUUGAAGCAAGAGAUGGCCCUUUACACCGGCUUCAUCCAAUUAGGUGCCGGUCUUAGUGUCGGCUUGGCUGGUCUUGCUGCUGGUUUCGCAAUUGGCAUCGUUGGUGACGCAGGUGUCCGUGGUACCGCUCAGCAGCCCAGACUCUUCGUCGGCAUGAUCCUGAUCCUCAUUUUUGCCGAAGUGUUGGGUCUGUAUGGGUUGAUCGUUGCCCUACUAAUGAACUCCAAGGGCACGCAGGAUGUUGUCUGCAAAUAG